ACUCAACACACACUUGAGUUUCUCAUAUAAAGUGGCUUAAAAAUAUUAUUGUCACUCCUCAGGAAUUUUCUACUUUUCUAGCAUGACAGAAAUCAUUCAAAACAUCCUUGAACAUUCACACAAGAAGACCGUAAGAGAACGCAAUCAAACACGUGAAACAGCUUUAUUAUACUUGUGUAUUUAUUUCUUUAAGAAAAUGAAUCAUUUGUACAUGCCUAUGAAUUGCAAAAGUAUGUGAAACGUUGUUUCCAGCAUCUGUUAUGACCCCCUUGUGCAGCAAUAGUAGUAUUAAGUGUUUCCAGUAACUGCUUAUACACUAUGUUGCCAAAAGUAUCCAGUCACCCAUCCAAAUAACUGAAUUCAGGUGUUCCAAUCACUUCCAUGGCCACAGCUGUGUAAAAUCAAACACCUGAGGCACAUAGUGCACAGAGAUUGCCAACAUUCUGCAGAGUCAGUCACUGCAGACCUCCAGCUUCACGUGGCCUUCAGAUUAGCUCAAGAACACUUUGUGGAAUGAGCUGCCAUCCGAGCAGCUACAUCCAAGUCAUACAUCACCGAGUGCAAUGCAAAGCAUCAGAUCCGGUGGUGUAAAGCACACCACCACUGAAUUCUAGAGCAGUGGAGACGUUCUCUGGAGUGAUGAAUCACGCUUCUCCAUCCCACAAUCUGAUGGACCAGUCUGGGAGAACGGUACUUGUCUAACUGCAUUGUGCCAAGGGUGAAGUUUGGCGGAGGGGGGAAAAUGUUUUUCAGGAGCUGGACUUGGCCACUUAGUUCCAGUGAAAGAGACUGAAAGAGAAUUAUUCAGCAUACCAAGAGAUUUUGGACAAUUCCAUGAUCCCAACUUUGUGGGAACCGUUUCAGGAUGACCCCUUCCUGUUCCAACAUGACUUUACACCAGUGCACAAAGCAAGGUCCAUAGAGACAUGGAUGAGGGAGGCUGGUAAGGAAGAACUUGACUGGUCUGCACAGAGUCCUGACCUCAACCUGACAGAACACCUUUGGGAUGAAUUAGAGUGAAGACUGUGAGUCAGGUCUUCUUGUCCAACAUCAGUGUCUGACCUCACCAAUAAGAAUUGCCAAAAAUUGCCAUAAACACACUCCUAAACCUUGUGGAAAACCUUCCCAGUACAGUUGAAGCUCUUAUAGCUGCAACAGGUGGGCCGACAUCAUAUUAAACCCUAUGGAUUAAGAAUGGGAUUAAGAACUGAGCUCUCCUCAGUACAGAACCUCUUCAGUUCUGACAUGUUGGUGCGUUUCCUUAUAUGAAUUGUUCGCUUCAGAUCCUUUCACAGCAUUUCUAUCAAAUUAAGAAACAGUCAUGCGCGUUCUUCCCUGCGGCUUAAUUUAAGUUCACCAACGCUCGAAGCAGAAAAUCCUACGAUGUCGACCCAAGAAGAACAAGCUAACAUCGGUAAAGUGCUUUGUUUUCUCCAAGAGUGGGACCGCGGUGACAGGACGGUCCGCAGCCGCAUGUUGAACACCUUCCUGACCCAGAACACGGGGAAGACGUGUUAUGAGCUGGAGCUGGAGUUCGCUCAGGUUGCCAGUCUCUUCCUGGCUCGGCUCACCACCUGGAUGAGACUCACAUACAUGUUUGGGACGGCCUUGGGACUCCAGCUGAAAGCAAUUGGGAUUUUCUUGUCUGCUUCCAGCCAUGAUCAGUACCUGAUGGAGUUCCUGGAGGAUGGAGGCGUUCUCACUCUCUUAGACAUCGUGAACCACUCUCAGAGCAAAGAGGAGCACAAGGCUGAAGCCCUGCGACUUCUACUCAGUGUUUCACAGGCUGGUCGCAAGUGCAAAGAGAUUAUCUGUGAAAGCCAUGGUGUGAAAGUCAUAGCAGAAUUCCUGGCCACAUCAAAGACAGAUGAAACCCAUGAAACAGCGGGGAUGCUCUUAGACUCCCUGUCCCAUGGAAACCCAAAAUAUCAAGAGCAUAUAUACAGAGCUCUGAUUGCCCUCGUGACUUGUAGCUCACCUCAGGUUCAGCAGCUGGUCCUGUGCAUCUUACGAACUGUCCAGCUGAAACUGAAAACAGCCCAUCCCAGCAUUAUAGAGCCCCUGCUUAAUCUGCUCAGGUCCCUGCACCCUGAGGUCCAGGAUCAAGCUCUUAGGCUCAUCUUAGACCUGAGAUGUUGUGAUGUGAAGGCAAUGCUGCUCACUGGACUGGUGGCUCUGCUGAGGCCUUUCAGAGAAGAAGUGCAGCAGAUCACACAGGGAGCUGAGCUGAUCAUGAUGACUGGAUCUCUCCCAGUGUUUGUGCAACAAGCUGCUGCGGCUAAAGCUAUCCGCUUGUUGGCUGAAAAAGAUGAGGAGCUUUCUUGUGAGCUUCUCUCUUUCGGAGUGAUCCGGCAACUCCUGCAUGCAAUGGGCAACAGAGAACAUGUCGAUGCCCAAAUACAAGCCAGUCUAGCCUUGGAGCACUUUGUCCGCACAUUCCCUGCUACUGAAGCACACGUGCAGAGAGUCAUGGGCAGUGCACUGUUUGCAGCUUUCAUGACCAAAGCUGAGACUUUGUACAUGCAUAUAGAUGAAAUGCAAGCAGAAAUCCUGCUAUCAAACCGGUUUGACACAUCACAAGUUUUGGAAUCUGACUGUGCCAGAUUAACAGACCACUGCAGUAAUGCAGAUUAAUAAAAAAAUGUUGUGUGCAUGUGUUUCUAAAUUAAAAGUAAAAAUGUAUAACCUUUGUUAUCUACCAGUUUUCAAUGUCCGGAAUUAAGAAGAAUAAAUACAUGUGGACACAAAUUAUCCACAUAUACAACAAA
Molecule: messenger RNA, 2768 nt
Organism: Mugil cephalus (flathead mullet)
Lineage: Eukaryota; Metazoa; Chordata; Actinopteri; Mugiliformes; Mugilidae
Gene: armh1
Product: armadillo like helical domain containing 1
Exons: 12
Coding region: 1384-2634 (416 amino acids)
Source: RefSeq, a predicted model, not a curated record